AAGAUUCUGCAUUUUGAGUUGCCCAUGGAACCGAAGAACUGUUGUGAAAAAGAAGGAGCAUGGUCUUCUGAUGAAGACCAAAUCCUCUUCAAGUACGUUGAACUCACUGGAGAAGGAAAUUGGACAGACCUUCCCGAAAGAGCUGGGUUGAAAAGAUGUGGUGAGAGUUGCAAACAUCGAUGGCUGAACUAUCUCAAGCCAACCAUCCCCAGAGACAACUUUCUUUGGGAUGAACAGGAACUCAUCAUCAGACUGCACAAACUCUUGGGGAAUAGAUGGUCAAUGAUUGCAGGAAGAUUACCAGGACGCAGUGAAGACGAGAUAAAGAAGUACUGGAAUACGUAUUUGAGCAAGAAGGUAGAAGAAAAGAAGAAGGUUGUGAGAAGUAGUAGCAUGUCUAGUGUUGAAUCUCCAUGGUUGUCUGAGAAUGAGCAUGCUAUGAAUUCCAUGGAGUCUCCAAAGCCUGUGAUAGUUAGACCUAAAGUUGUUAGGUUAACCAAGCCUGUGGUGGCAAGACUGGUAGGUGCCUAAUGGAAUAUAUGCAAUCAACUUUCCUCUCCGUCCAUUUCCUACUAUUGUUUUUUGCUAGGACCCUAAGAAUAAUAAUAAGGUUGAUAACUACUUUCAACCAACAACUUAUUUUCUUAUU
Vigna umbellata (rice bean) is the source of this 649-nucleotide messenger RNA. Its product is annotated as transcription factor MYB1-like. Gene Ontology annotation, cellular component: nucleus. The record is from RefSeq and is a predicted model, not a curated record. Gene Ontology annotation, biological process: regulation of DNA-templated transcription; cell differentiation. Gene Ontology annotation, molecular function: transcription cis-regulatory region binding. Lineage: Eukaryota; Viridiplantae; Streptophyta; Magnoliopsida; Fabales; Fabaceae.